AUGAUUUGUGAAAGAUGUGGAAGAGCAACUUGCUACACACAUAAUUCGCCUUGGCAUGAAGGUCUAACUUGUCAAGAAUAUGAUGCUAAAAUUGGUAAGGUUGAUAUAGAAUCCCGAACUUAUCUGGAAAAAAAUACUAAACCUUGCCCAAAUUGUGGAAUUCAUAUUCAAAAAAUUGAUGGAUGUGAGCAUGUAAAAUGUAAAAUUGAAAGUUGUCUUAUGGAAUUUUGUUGGUUGUGCUUAGGAGAUUGGCUAAAAGGAGAACAUUUAAGAAAUUGUGCGUUAUAUGAAGGUGUUGAAAUUGUUGUAUCUGAUUCAUCUGAUUCAUCCGAUUCAUCUGAAGACGAAAAUGAAACCUAUAUUGAAGAAGAUAUUUCAACUUUAGAUUCAGAAGAAGAGGAAGAUACCGACUCAUCUGAAGAAUUGGCACGAGAUUAUUUUGAUGAUACAUCUGAGGAAGAACACAUUAUUUCAACAGAUGAAACAGAUUCAUCAGAUGAUCUUGAUACCGAUUCAUCCGACGAUCUUGAUACCGAUUCACCCGACGAAGAACAAUUGUCAUCUGAUGAAGACGAAUCAUCUAAAUCAACAUUAUCUGAAGAAUCAACAUUGUCUGAAGAAUCGGCAUUAACUGAAGAAGUGGCAUUAUCUGAAGACUCGUCAUCUGAAAAAUCAACUUCACUUGAAGAAUCGACAUCAUCUGAAAAAUCAACUUCACUUGAAGAAUCGACAUCAUCUGAAAAAUCAACUUCACUUGAAGAAUCGACAUCAUCUGAAAAAUCAAUUUCGUUUGAAUCAUCUGAAGAAAAUGAUACUCUUGAAGAUUCUUAUGACUCGUCUGAUUAG
Dentiscutata heterogama is the source of this 846-nucleotide messenger RNA. The record is from the annotation of a GenBank genome assembly. Lineage: Eukaryota; Fungi; Glomeromycota; Glomeromycetes; Diversisporales; Gigasporaceae.